Anthostomella pinea is the source of this 654-nucleotide messenger RNA. The record is from the annotation of a GenBank genome assembly. NCBI's taxonomy places the organism in Eukaryota, Fungi, Ascomycota, Sordariomycetes, Xylariales, Xylariaceae.
AUGGACCGAAUCAAAGCGGCCACAGGCCAAAUGAGUGCACGCGAGCUACAGGAGCUCGUUCUCGCCAUGUGCGAGAACAGCCCUCACAAUCGCAUCCUGGUCACCAACACUAUCAACGCCAUAGACCGAAAGAACCAGCCCACCCUCGCCGCCCAGCCCUCCUACUACGUCCAUCCGUUCCUCUACGUCCAGCACCCUCUUCCUUCUUCACCUCCUCACCACCCCCGCCACCAGCAGCAGCUGCAGCAACACCCGCAGCAGCAGGGACAGCGACAGCAGCAGGGGCAGCAACAGAACCAGCAGAACCUGCAACAGCCGCAGCAGCAACAGGGCACCCGAGGAGCCGCCCGAGGCGCUACGAACCAGCAUGGAGACUCAUUCUGCCAAAAAUGCCACAGCGGCUAUUUCAAGGGGGCGAACAAUCCCAACGCGUGCCACUACCACCCAGGAAACCCGCUCCUGGACAGCAACUCGCCAAUCUGGGGCCUUAUGAACAUUUCGAAGGACGCCAACACGACGGAAUACCGACGCCGCUACCCGGACGGCUUCACGUGGGGAUGCUGCGGCCUGAGUAUGCUCUUCCUCCCAGGCUCGCGAAGCGCGGCGCACGUACCUGUCGGCCCUGCGGCUGGCGAGGAGGAGAACUUGGCCUGA